CAAAAAGCUCUGGUUCACAGUUUCCGCUCACGCUAGCUCGCAGAAAUGGCGACGUCUUUAGGCUCCAAUACUUACAAUAGGCAAAAUUGGGAAGAUUCAGAUUUUCCCAUCCUUUGUCAAACAUGCUUGGGUGAAAACCCUUAUAUCCGCAUGACAAAAGAGAAAUUUGGCAAAGAGUGUAAGAUCUGUGCACGACCCUUCACUGUGUUUCGCUGGUGUCCUGGGACCCGGAUGCGCUUUAAGAAGACAGAAGUGUGUCAGACGUGCAGUAAAAUGAAAAAUGUGUGUCAGACGUGCCUCCUGGAUCUAGAAUAUGGUUUGCCCAUUCAGGUUCGAGACACGGGGCUGUCCGUUAAAGAUGAAGUACCGAGAUCAGAUGUGAAUAAGGAGUAUUACACUCAGAAUAUGGAGAGAGAGAUUGCUAACUCUGAUGGCACCAGACCUGUGGGUUUGCUUGGAAAAGCACCAGGUCACAGUGAUAUGUUGCUUAAACUGGCUCGCACCUCACCAUACUACAAGAGGAACAGACCACACAUAUGUUCAUUCUGGGUGAAGGGAGAGUGUAAGAGAGGAGAGGAGUGUCCAUACAGGCACGAGAAGCCCACUGAUCCUGACGAUCCGCUGGCCGAUCAGAACAUUAAGGACCGUUAUUAUGGCAUCAAUGAUCCUGUAGCUAAUAAACUCCUUCAACGGGGCACCACAAUGCCUAGACUGGACCCACCUGAGGACAAGUCCAUCACCACACUAUAUAUCGGAGCAUUGGGAGAGGACGUGACAGACUCAGAACUCAGGAAUCACUUUUACCAGUUUGGGGAGAUUCGUACCAUCACUGUUGUUCAAAGGCAGCAAUGCGCCUUCAUCCAGUUCGCCACACGGCAGUCAGCUGAGGCAGCGGCAGAGAAAUCCUUCAACAAACUCAUCAUCAACGGCCGGCGCCUUAAUGUUAAAUGGGGCAGGUCUCAGGCGGCUCGAGGGACUACCAAGGAUGGGGUAGAGAGUGGAAUCAUGCUGGAGCCAGUGCCUGGUCUCCCUGGAGCUCUGCCUCCACCCCCUGUGUCUGAUGUGGACGCCCCGGCCAAUUACUUCAACCUUGGACCCACCAGUUCUCCUGCUGUCAUGAACUUCCAGGCCCUUCCUCCUCCACCUGGGGUUGCCAUGCCUCCACCACCUGGUUUUGGUCCUCCCAUGUUCCAUGCCAUGGACCCCAUGGGCCCACCAAUGCCCCCUCCGAUGGUUAUGAGGCCACCCGGACAGGUCCACUACCCAUCCCAAGAUCCUCAGCGGAUGGGCGCCCAUGCAAGUCGCCAUGGAGGCCCUUAGAUGGUCAUACAGCUACCUCACUGAGUGAGCAAGCAAGCAGGACUGAAUGUUAAUGUUUGAUGGACAAGCAAAACAACAAGUUCCAGACAAUAGAAAAAACAGAAUCUUGGAAAUGUAAACAAAGGUUUUUUUAAUGAAUAUGGUUUUGGAUGUUUUUAUGCUUUUGAUUUAAAACAACCUUGGUGUUAA
This is a messenger RNA of Paramisgurnus dabryanus, 1509 nucleotides long. RefSeq names its product RNA binding motif protein 22 (gene rbm22). The record is from RefSeq and is a predicted model, not a curated record. Gene Ontology annotation, molecular function: pre-mRNA binding; U6 snRNA binding; metal ion binding. Gene Ontology annotation, cellular component: U2-type catalytic step 2 spliceosome; U2-type catalytic step 1 spliceosome; Prp19 complex. Lineage: Eukaryota; Metazoa; Chordata; Actinopteri; Cypriniformes; Cobitidae.